Molecule: messenger RNA, 1055 nt
Organism: Phoenix dactylifera (date palm)
Lineage: Eukaryota; Viridiplantae; Streptophyta; Magnoliopsida; Arecales; Arecaceae
Source: RefSeq, a predicted model, not a curated record
CGAGGGCUUGCUUAGGCGGAUUACGUAGGCACCGGGGUUCAUUAAGUCUGCGGCCCACCACGCCCGCCCAAAAACCCCAUCCCCUGCGGCUGGCGUUACAAAGAGAGGCGGUGCGAAAGCCUCGCUGCCAAAUUCCAAUACGGUUCGACGCGCACGCCCCCUUCUCCUCUUUGUCCCUCGCGCCUGGAAAAGAGAGAAUCUUCUCUCUCCGAUGGCAUCGUGGUGGUGCCUCUCCGCCGUCGGCCGCCACCCCCCUCGCCUACCCGUCGCCGGCGGCGUUCGGGAUCCUGGGCGUUUCGCCGCCAGAGGAGCGGAGGUGGCCUCCCUCUCUCCCCGCUUCUCCAGAGGGUUCAAGAGGAGUCUCGUGGUCUGCAUGGCCCCAGAGGAAGAGAAGAUAACCCGCCGUUCCCCUCUCGAUUUCCCCAUCGAGUGGGAAAGGCCAAAGCCUGGAAGGAGACCCGAUAUAUUCCCCCAAUUUAGCCCAAUGAAAACUCCAUUGCCACCUCCCUUGCCGGCAGACCCUCCUGAAGAGGAUGAGGAAGAGGAAGAAGAAAAGAAAGAGGAAGAAGAGGAAGAUCCUGAUAAGGAAGAUCCUGAUAAACCGGAGAGCAGCAGCCUUAGAAAUAAUAGGAUAUUGGUGCCCAGCAAUAGAGUCAGUUUGUGAGGAAGGUUACUUCAAAUGUCAAUCGGAGGGGAAUGCUACAUCCGCACCCUUGCACUAGCCAGCCAUCUAGUUGCCGACUUUCGGCAAUUGUUGGCUAUUAUUGUGGGUGAAAGUAUAUUAAUAUCAAAAUUUUGAGGUUAUGCUGGUUGACUAAAGAUGUAUCUUUAUAGAUUAGAUCGAUGAUGAUUUGUUAUUUUUUUUUCAGUUUAAAUUUUCUUUUUGUCAUUACGAGUUGUGUUAAAAGGGCUGCUACCAUAACAGACGGUAGUGAAUAUAUUCUGCUUACAAUAACUGUGCAACAACUGAUCAGGUACAGUCAAAUCACAGCAAUCUCAGUGGAGACGAUACCUAAAUGAAUCAUGCUGUUGGUUUAUCACAGUUUAAUGUGGAA